Molecule: messenger RNA, 2922 nt
Organism: Fusarium venenatum
Lineage: Eukaryota; Fungi; Ascomycota; Sordariomycetes; Hypocreales; Nectriaceae
Source: RefSeq, a predicted model, not a curated record
AUGUCACCACUCGCCAUCUCCGUACCCGACGCUCCGGGUUCACCAAACGCAACCCGAACAAAAUUUACCUUUUAUGGUAAUCGCCAACGGGACAGCGAGAACAGCCUUAUGCCGGGAACUUCAACAGCUGAUGCAUCACCUUAUGCUUCACCCAUGACUUCACCAAUGAUGUCGCCCAUGGCUUCGCCUCGAAUGCAGCUCAAGCCUUUCGGCGCCAUGUACCGACAUGUUCGUCAACCGUCAGACGAGUCCUUGUCACAUUUACCUCCUUUGCCGAUUUCGCCAAGAUGGGAUUCCGUCACCAACCCUUCCAAGUUCAUGCCCGGACAAUCAAUAUCGCAACGAGCUGCAUCUCCAUUCGAUUCGCCCCACUCGCCAUCGCCUCUGAGCUACGAUACAGCAGCAAGCACUCCUGUUGACUCCCGAAACACAUCUCCGACAUUUCUGACAUCCAAAUCGUCACUGGCUGACCUUCGCGCCUACGACACCCUGCCACCCGCCGUGGAGAACUUCUCGCGGCCGCGGAAGCAAAGUAUCCGCCAACCAAUCACCGACGUGACUAAGCCACGACCCGCCCAGAACGCCCCAGGGACCGCAACAUCGAACCCCGGUUUCAAUUCCGCCGACCAGUACCUAGAGCUUGUUACAUCUUCUCAACAUCCCCUUUGGCCUGCACCUCAACGACCUCGUGGCCCUUCGAUAUCUUCUUGUCAAUCCUCUUCUACAUAUCAAUCAGCACUUUCUCCUCCUGGGAACGACUUUUAUGAUCCAAGAGCGCCUCGCAUUCGGACGGCUGCUGGUGCGACAUCGUCAGCACGACCUCCUUUAAAUUACAACGGCGGCUCAGCUUCGCCAAGCCCUGUUAUCGCCCCGUGGAUGAGUGGUGAAGAAUCGCGCUCGAGCUUCCGCUCUCAAUUCACAGACACAACUGGUCCCGGCACCGCUGUUACCGAGCGAAGCAGUGUCCUCACAAAGGACAGCUCUGUUGGUUCAUUAUACGCUGGCCCAGAAAGCGCGGAGCGCGAUCCUAAUACACACAACGAGCCCGACGCUGAGCACGACGAGCCGAGUCUUGAGGAUGUUAUGGGCAUGUACGAGCAAGGCUUUGACACUGACGACGACGAGGUGAACUACUCGAACAACAACACUACCAACGCUCGACCAGUAUCAUCAGCAUCCGAUAUGGGUCCGCGACGAAACGUCAGAGACGACGACGAGGAUGAUUUCCCCGAGGAGCAAGUCCCCGAGUCCUCAACGCUCGACAUGGAAAUUCGAAUGUCCAAGAUGAUCUUCACAUCUCCAGCCUUUACAUCAUCCGUUCCUCACAUUGCCGAAAAGCACGUUGUUGAAAAAUACAGCUGCGAAAUCCCUGAAAAGCGAGACUCGGUCAAGUCUUUAGACUCAGAGCCUUCCGUCAAAUCCCAAAAACCUCUUUCCCUUAUUGAAUCCGACACUGCGCGCUCAGGGUCAUUUGCUGCACCUCUCUCACCACCGGGCUCCACCCUGGCACCCGUCUUUGAAGUAAAAGAUCGACCCGAAACUCCCGAGUCAAGGAAUAACUCUGAAUACGCCUCAGAGCCAGCGCCCGAACCGAGAGCGGCCCCCGAGGCUGAGCUCAAACCCAAGCCAGUUUCUCCACCUCCCCCAGUCGCUAUCCCUGAGCCAGUUGAGCCGGAAGAUCCUGGCGCUCGUGAUCGAUACGGUUUCAAGAAGGAAAACCAGUAUGUGACGCGACAGCAGUAUGACACCUGGAAUACUGGAUACACUGAGUACCUCGCUCGUCGACGAAAGAAGUGGAACCAGUACCUGAAAGACAAUGCCCUGAUGACAGACCACCCGAACCGGUUUCCCGCUCCCAACGCAAAGACGAAACGAUUUGUUCGCAAGGGUAUCCCCCCAGAAUGGCGCGGUGCCGCUUGGUUCUACUAUGCUGGCGGACCAGCUAUUCUGGCCAAGCACUCGGGUCUUUACGAUAAGCUCACAGCUAAGCGAGCUAAGGACAUUGAUGCUGAGGCUAUCGAGCGAGAUCUACAUCGCACAUUCCCCGAUAACAUUAAAUUUAAGCCUCCCGGCGGGAUGGACACGACAUCGUCAAGUAGCGCUAGAGAGUCGACAAUGACGGAUUCCACUCGCAGCUCCAGCCCGGCUCCUCAAAGCGUCGAGGGCGAGACACCUAUCAUUACCUCUCUUCGCCGUGUACUUCACGCAUUCGCUGUAUACAACCCUCGCAUUGGCUACUGCCAAAGUUUGAACUUCUUGGCUGGUCUUCUGCUGCUUUUUGUUGACACUGAGGAACAAUGCUUUUGGCUCCUCAACGUCAUUACGCGCAUUUAUCUUCCCGGUACCCAUGAGAUGAGUCUUGAGGGUUCCAAGAUUGACUUGGGAGUGCUCAUGACUGAGAUGCGCACUUCCAUGCCUGCUGUCUGGGACAAAGUUGGCGGAGAGCUUGAGGCUGAUCCCAACUCUCGACCUUCAACGAGCAAGUCGAUUCGUCUUACUCGCUCCCGUCGCAAGGAACUGGCACGCAUGUCAACGCCCACCGACAGACUCCCACCAAUCACACUUUGCAUGACAGCCUGGUUUAUGAGCUGCUUCAUCGGAACACUACCCAUCGAAACCACCCUCCGCGUAUGGGAUGUGUUCUUCUACGAAGGCUCCAAGACUCUUUUCCGCAUCGCAUUGGCCAUCUUCAAGCUAGGCGAGAACGAGAUCCGAUCCGUGGGCGAUCCCAUGGAGAUGUUUGGCGUGGUGCAAUCGAUGCCACGCCGCCUGAUUGAUGCCAACGCUCUUAUGGAGGCUUGCUUCAAGCGGCGGAAUGGCUUCGGGCAUCUGAGCCAGGUCCAGAUUGACGAGAAACGUCAGCAACGUCGAGCUAAGGCACAAUUGGAUAGAGUCCGUCAAGGCAAGACAUGGAACAACUAG